AUGCGCUCAAUAGCUAUCCUGGUUGCAUGGCUGGCUGCUGCCGCCGCCGCACCAGUCUCUGAUCUCCAGAUCCCAGAGCUUCUGCCCCGUCAAAACACACCAGGGACUCCCCCGGCCAGCCCCCAGGGCAAGAUAGUCCCCGUCACCGUCGGCUCGACCAACAGGGAGAAGUCGCUUCGGUUCUACCCUGAUAAUGUCAGGGCUGCCAUUGGUGACACCAUACAGUUUCAGUUCUGGCCAAAUAACCAUACAGUUACGCAGGCAAUAGGCCCGGAGAACCCAUGCCGCCCGGUAGAGCCCGUGAACGGUGCAGAACCCCCCGUCAACAGUGGUUUCAUCCCGGGCUCAAUAGACAACGCCCCCGUGGGAACCUUUAGCAUGCAAGUCAAGUCGAUGGAGCCGAUAUACAUGUACUGCGCGAGAGCCCCUCACUGUGCCUUGGGCAUGGUCAUGAUCAUCAACCCCAAGAACGACGCGGAUGUCGAAGCAUACCGCAAGGCCGCCAUUGCAAGGAAUGAAACGAUAUACGGCGACAUUGCCAUCACCGGAGGCCAGGUUGGUUCCAUCCCGAACAACCAAGCCGUUCCCCCUCCAACCUAA
Messenger RNA from Pyricularia grisea, 600 nucleotides. RefSeq lists its product as uncharacterized. The transcript has 7 exons. Lineage: Eukaryota; Fungi; Ascomycota; Sordariomycetes; Magnaporthales; Pyriculariaceae. Bases 1 to 600 code for a protein of 199 amino acids. The record is from RefSeq and is a predicted model, not a curated record.